Molecule: messenger RNA, 3461 nt
Organism: Phasianus colchicus (ring-necked pheasant)
Lineage: Eukaryota; Metazoa; Chordata; Aves; Galliformes; Phasianidae
Gene: TMEM67
Product: transmembrane protein 67
Biological process (GO): cilium assembly
Cellular component (GO): ciliary transition zone; MKS complex
Source: RefSeq, a predicted model, not a curated record
AUCUUUGUGGUCCUUUUCAACCCGGGCCGUUCUGUGAUUCUCUGAUUACUAUGCAUUGCUUUACAAGUGAGAUACCAGAAAGCGAGCCGCCUGCCCUCCAUUACCGCUCUGUUACUGACCCAGCCGCGCUUCCCCAGCUCAGCCCCUCCCGUCCCCGCCCCGCGCACCCCGUCACGCGUUCCCGCCCCGCGCCGUCCCUCGCGGCCGCCGUACGAGGCAGCCGUGGGCGGGUAGCGCUGAAGGCCGCCGUAGCCAUGGCGACCGCUGCCGCGCUGCUGCUGCUGCUGCUGCUCCGGGUGCCGCCGUCCGCCCGCGGCUUCUCGCUGCCCCUGCAGCGUCCCGGCGACUGCGGCGACGCGCGCUACUUCGACAUCUCGCAGCUGUCGUGCGGGCCCUGCGGGGCGCACCAGAGGCGGAGCGCCGGCGGUAGUUCAUGUGUAUGUCUGCCAGGGUAUAGGAUGGUUUCUAAUACUGGUGGGUCCUCUGUUAUUUGUGAAAAAUGCCCAGCAAAUAUGAGUGGGGUUACUCAAGAUGGAUGGAAUUGUGUUACCUGCCCUAAGGGCCUGACUUCUGAAGGAAAAUGUAAAUGUCUCAGUAAUGAAAUAUUAGUGGAAAGAAGCGUUGAUGGCAUUUUGCUAAAUGAAGCACGGUGCAUAGUUUGUAAUGGGAGCGCAGAGUCGUUCUCCGCUUCAGAUGUGUUAGGAAGCAGGUGUGUAAGAUGUGAACAGACAUUCAUCAAUGUAAGCAAGUCGUGCAACUGUAGCAGCCCAAAUAUUUUAAGUGGAGGUUUAUGUUUCAGUGCUCGUGAAAGCUUACCUCCAAAGGGAAUUGCAACUGUUCGGUUUGGACAGCUAGGUGUAACACUGACAUCGGCUUGGUUUCUGAAAAACCUGCAAGCCUCAGCCUCUGCCUGCUGGUUGUACUCUAAUCUAACAGCGUGCCAAGCUCUUGGAAAUAUGUGUGUAAUGAAUAUGAACUCACUGAGUUCCUCAAGUACGGAUGCCUGCAAUUUAUUUCAAUAUAUUUAUGCCAACACAGCAAGGCUAGGCAUUGUCCAUUCAAUAGCAUUCUGGAGACAUAAUCUGCCAUGGCUGUAUUAUGGUGAUCAACCAGGAUUAGCAUCCCAAGUGCUUGAGACAAAUCAUCUCCCUACUAUCUUCAGUUUUAAAGGAAGAAGUGAGGAUGUGAAACUGCAGUUUAUUGCAGCCUCGUAUGAUGCAGCAGGAAACUUUCUUAAAUGGCAAAGUUUGGAAGGAGGCCUCUUACAGCUUUGUCCUGAUACCCAGACUAAAUUGAAUGCAGCUUAUGUAUUUGGAACAACUUAUGAACAAAGUUGCAAGAUUUCUGUUUCCAAGAUUUUACUGGAUUUUACUAAUCCAAUCUUUUAUGACCUAUUCUAUGAAUAUAAUGGUGACAGUGGACAGCAAUACCUUUGGGCUGUGCCAGUGUUAAAUCUGAAUCUUCAGUACAGCGAGAUAUAUGUGAAUCAGGGCAGCAGCAUGAACAACUGGCUUUUGACUCGUCGCUUCUUUUUGGUGGAUACAUUGAGUGGAAGAGAAAAUGACUUGGGAAAACUACCAAGAAUAAUUCGAAUUGCUAGCAAAAUAACAAUAAGUAUUCGUCUGGUAUCCCAUACUCAGAAAGGAACUAUCUACCCACCUCUCGUUACUGUUGCUUACAGAGAUGUGCUUGUCCAAAACCCUGAUACCCAGAGUGUGACGGUUUCCUUCUCAGUCCAUUAUGAGAUGAAUCAGUCGGAGGCUCAGAUUCAGACAGAUAUCACGCUGGGUGUGCUGGGUGGGCUUGCAGUGUUAUGGUCCCUUCUCAGGACUGCAGGCUGGAAGAGGCGUACAGGCAGUUCUGUGAUUGACUUACAGACAGUUUUCAAGUUCUUACUAUUUUAUGCUGGAGACCUUGCCAACGUUUUCUUUAUCAUCACAGUGGGCACAGGGAUUUAUUGGCUCGUGUUCUUCAAAGCUCAGCAGUUCGUCUCUGUCUUUUUACCACUCCCAUCUCAAGAGAAAGCUUUUGUUACAUACAUAGCAUGUGCUUUUAGUUUAAAGGCUCUGCAAUUCUUGCAAUUAUUGGUUUCACAACUUACUGUAGAUAUUUUCUUUAUCGACUGGGAGAGACCUAAGGGCAGAGUUGUUAAAGCAGUUGAAGGUGAAGGUGAUGUAAAAAGUGCUGCUGCACCUGUGAGCAUAUGGAGAACGUAUUUUAUAGCCAAUGAGUGGAAUGAAAUUCAGACAGUGAGGAAGAUAAACCCUCUCUUUCAAGUGCUCGCAGUUCUUUUUUUUCUGGAGGUGGUGGGAUUUUCAAACCUGGCUUUAAUGGAUUCUUCUUCCAGCCUUACAAGAAGCAGUGAGAGUUACAUUGCACCAUGGAGCCGCAUUUUAAGAUUCGGUGUGUCUGCUGCGCUGUGGUUAGCCAUUGCCUUCCUGCAGAUUAUAUUUUUUGCUGUGUUUUAUGAAAGAUUUGUUGAAGAUAAGUUAAGCCGAUUUGUCGAUUUGUGUUGUGUGAGCAACAUUUCAGUGUUCCUCUUGUCACACAGCUGCUUUGGUUAUUACAUCCAUGGCCGCUCAGUGCAUGGACAUGCAGACACCAAUAUGGAGGAAAUGAAUAUGAACCUAAAGAGAGAAGCAGAAAACCUAUGUAGUCAGAGAGGUUUGCUACCAAACACAGAUGGCCAGACAUUUCAGAUUUCCAUUUCAAGAAAAAUGAGACUGCAGUAUGACAGGAUUCAUGAAACCCUGACAAGAAGACGUGGUCCUGCUAGGUUUUUGGACUCAUCUGCAAAUACUUUUGAACAGAGCACAAGGGCAUACAACACCAUGAACAAAUUCCUCAGUUCUUUUAUUGAUCACGUUCAUAAAGAAAUGGAUUAUAUUGUCAAAGAUAAAUUGCUGCUUGAGCGGAUUCUAGGCAUGGAGUUCAUGGAACCAAUCGACAAAAGUAUUUUCUACAAUGAUGAAGGACACUCUUUCAGUGAAGUUCUGUAUUACGGCAACGAGACGACACUGCUCAUCUUUGAUAUUCUGUUUUUCUCUGUUGUGGAUCUGGCCACCCAAAGUUUUGUUUUAGCGGCUAUUCUAACAUAUUUGCAACAGGAGAUUUUUAGGUUCAUUCGUAAUACAGUUGGACAGAAGAAUUUGACAUCUAAAACUUUGGUGGAUGAAAGAUUUCUCAUUUAAUUAAGAAGACUGCAGACCUCGAGCGCUUAAUGGAGGAGAUUGUCUCCAGGACCAAAGCAUCUCAGACCUACGGAUUAACUGCAGUUCACUUUUCAGUAAUAAUGGGAUGGUUUUGAAAUGCAUCAUUUUGAUAUUGUCUGGUAUUCAUUCUUAUUUUUGGUAUAUUUACAGAUGCUUUUGAAGUUGUGAACACUAAACUGUAGGCCUUUAAAAGAAAAGGUACAUGGGAAUAAGACAAGAAUAAACAUAAUCUUGUUAUUAUUGGAGUAA